CUGUCCAACCUGCUGUGGGCGUGCGCCGUCGCGGGCGUGCGCGACCUGCAGCUGCUGCGGGCGGCGUCGGCGCGGCUGGCGGCGGCUGCGGGCGCGUGCAAUGCCCACGACCUGUCGCAGGCCCUGUGGGCGCUGGCGGCGCUGCGCUACCCCGACCGCGCGGCCCUGCCCGCGCUCGCGCGCGCGGCGUGCGCGCGGCUGCCCGCGUUUGACGCGCGCGCGCUCGCCAACGCCGCGUGGGCGGCUGCGGCGCUGCUGCGGGAGCGGCGGCGGCAGCGCGCAACCAGCCGCGGCGGCGGGGGCGGCGAGGCCAACGGGUACAGCCGCCAGGAGGAGGUGCGGCGGCUCCUGGGCCCAGCAGGGCCGCAAUUCGUGUCGGCCCUCGCCCGGCAGACGCUUGUCAUGCUGCCCGCCUUCCGCGCCGACGGCCUCGCCGCGGCCCUGUGGGCGCUCGGCGCGCUCGGCGCCGCGCCGCGCGAGCUGCUGCACGCCGCGGCGCCGGCGCUCGCGGCGCACGCGGCGGCGGGGCGGCUGUCGGCGCGCGAGCUAUGUGAGGCCGCGGGCGAGUUCGCGUUUGGCGAGCUGUAUAGCUUUGUGCGGUCCCUCGGGCACGCGGGGCGCGGCUGGUGCGGCAACUUACCCCCGCCAAGCAGCGGCGGCGGCGGCGGGGGCAGCAGCGGCGCGGGUGCGUUUUCGCCUGGCGCCGGAGCGGCCGGCUUUUCUCAUGCGCCGCUGCUGGCAGCCGCGGCUGCGUGCGUGGCGGAGGCGGUAAGGCGCGGGGAGGCGGCGCCGGGCGAGGCGCUUGGCUGCGCAAAGGUGAUGUUGGAGCUGGGCGGUGAUGCGGCAGGAGUGCUUGACGCCUUGGCUGAGUCAUACUGGCUGGAGCAGGGACACGAGCGGUACACUGAGCCGGUGACAGCCCGCCAGGAUGAGCCCCAGCAGCAGCAUCAUCAUCAUCAUCAUCAUCAUCAGCAGCAGCAGCAGCAGCAGCAGCACCAGCACCAGCAGUCAGGGCAGCAGCAGCAAGAGCAGCAGCAGCGCCAGCAGCAGGAGCAAGAACAGCAGCACGAGCGCCCCCGCCCGCGGCCGCUCACCGCGUGGCCUUCGGAAAUCCUCGCCGCAGCCGCAUGGCUGGCGUCUGCAGACGCCCUCGUUGGCGCCGGCGGCACCAGUGCGAAGCCGCCGCCCUCGCGGCGGCGCUUUCUGCUCGCAACGCUCGGGGAGCUUCGCCGGCGCGGCACUGGCGGCCUGCUGCCUGCGACGCGCGCCCGGCUGUACGCGCCGCUGCUGGCGCUCGCGGGGCGCGGCGGGCUGCAGAGCGCGCGGCAGCACAGGCGGCGGCAGCACUUGGAGCAGUGGCGGCAGCAGCAGGAGCAGGAGUACGCAGCGACUGACACAGGUCUGCACGUGUAUUCCCAGCAGCAGCAGCAGCAGCAGCAGCAGCAGCAGCAGCAGCAGCAGCAGCAGCAGCAGCAGCAGCAGCAGCAGCAGCGAUGGGGUCAGCAGGAGCAGGAGCAGCAAGAGCAGGACUCGCAGCAGUCGAAACUGUUGUAUAACAUGCCCUCGUCCUGUGCUCUGUCACAGUCUGACGGUGCAGUGGCAGCCGCCGCGGCUGCCUUGCUCUGCUCGUCCCGCGACGGCCGCGCGCUGCGCGGCGCGUGGCGCCAGCAGCAGCAGCACCGCGCCGCGACGGGCGGCUUGAGCGCCGCGCGCGCUGAUGCGGCUCGGAUCCUCCGCGGCAUGGGGCUGACGAGGGCUGACCAGGCUGUGGAUGAGCAGCAGCAGCAGCAGCAGCAGCAGCAGCUCUUGGAGAUGCCCGUCCCACUGGUGGUGGCUCUGGAGGUGGAGGGGCGCCGUGUGGCGCUGGAUUUGGUGGAGCACAGAGCCCAGGUUGUUGAUCUGCUGGGCCUGGGCAGUGAGCUGCAGCAAACCCAGCAGCAGCAGCAGCAGCAGCAGCAGCAGCAGCAGCAGGUCCCAAACCACCAGCCUUUGCCGCAGCUGCAGCAUCAACCAUGCGCGGCAACGGCGGCGGCGGCCGGCCCCAGUGGUGCCGGCUGCUGCAGGCCUCCCUGCAGCUGUGCGUAUGGGCUCUGGGCUGGAGCCAGCGCCAGACCAAUGGCCUCGCGGCGGCUAGGGCACGCGUGUCUGGAGUCGCUGGGGUGGCACGUGGUAGCGUUGCCCUUGCAGGCGUGGCAGCAGGCUGCCGACGAUGGUGCAAGGCAGGCGCUGCUGCAAGCGGCCCUCCAUGGCGCCGACGAAGCCUGCGCUUGA
Messenger RNA from Monoraphidium neglectum, 2271 nucleotides. RefSeq lists its product as hypothetical. Lineage: Eukaryota; Viridiplantae; Chlorophyta; Chlorophyceae; Sphaeropleales; Selenastraceae. The annotation marks the transcript as partial. Gene Ontology annotation, molecular function: transcription coactivator activity. Gene Ontology annotation, cellular component: mediator complex. The record is from RefSeq and is a predicted model, not a curated record. The transcript has a single exon. Gene Ontology annotation, biological process: regulation of transcription by RNA polymerase II.